Molecule: messenger RNA, 3716 nt
Organism: Temnothorax curvispinosus
Lineage: Eukaryota; Metazoa; Arthropoda; Insecta; Hymenoptera; Formicidae
Product: nicotinamidase-like
Exons: 5
Coding region: 1972-2967 (331 amino acids)
Molecular function (GO): calcium ion binding
Source: RefSeq, a predicted model, not a curated record
AAUCAUGUAUCUCUAACCAGUUAUUUGUGUAAUAUUGGUGUCUACAACAUUUUUUGCAUUUUUAAUUUUGCCAGUCACAAUUUUAUGAAUGUUAAGAUAUUGAACACAUCUUACAUAAAGUGAUAUGUCUGAUAUUAUAUCGGAUGAUCAGAUCAAUUUGUUCGUGCAUGAAAGUAUAAUUAUUGGACUGUUAUAUUUAUUAGAAUCAUCGAUAUUUUACAUUACUUAAGUGUUUUUGUUUUAAUAUAACGUAUAACAUAUAUCUACUUAGCUUGUUUGCUUUGCGUAACAAUAUUGAUUCAAUCUUGCAAAUGCGUCAGAUUUAUAUAUACUACAUUACCUAUAAAUGUAUGUACGUAAUAGACAUGAGACAUGACAAAAAAGACAUAGGUACAUUACUUAUAAAUUAUUAUGAAUUUUUAAAAGAAAUUUAUUAGGAUUUACAAUAAUUAACAAUUGUUAAACAAGAGAAAAGAUGAUACCAUUAUAAAGAAAGUAAUCGAAAUACAUGUAUGCUGUGCAGCAUAUACAUGUGUGACUUUAAAUUUAAAUAGCAAAGAUAUUUAACUUGAGAUAUUUUAUACUUUUAUGGAGAAAAAUUAAGAAUUUUCCUAUGUACAAAAUUAUUAUUGCUAUUACGCUAAUGCUAUUCGAACGCAAUCAUUGUUCAAAUUAUUAUUUGAUAUAACAGUAAAAAAUAUGUCUUUUUAAGAAAUUGGGCAAGAUUUUAAUAACUUUUUGUGAAUUUUAUACAUACCGUCUCUUUUCUUCUCCACCACUUGAAUCGCGUGCCGAUUGCUAUUCUUGAAAUACAAUUUUAUGCCAAAGCUGGAAAUAUAAUACCACGUUAUUAUCAAACGUUAUUAUCAAUGACAAUCAAUUUAAUAUUAUUGAUAUCGAUGAUCGAAAAUAUCAAUAUUUAUUUAUUCUUCAUACAAAUGUGAAAAUUACUGAUAGCAAUUGAGUCAACUCUUAAUACAUUUUUCUCUUGCAGCAAAGUAAUUUAUUACGGAUAAUUUACGAUUAUAAAAAAAUAAUUAUAAAAAAAUUAUUUUCAAUGAAUAAUAAUGGGAUUCUGAAUAAGUUUUGCCAUCUGCAUAAUAAUUAACGAUGAUAAGAACGUGGCAACACAAAAUAUUGAAACUUUUUCUUUGUAUAUAAAAAUAAAUGAAUUAUAAUCAAAAGCAUUGGUGUUAUUAAUCAAGAGAAUAAUAAAACAGAAUAAUAAACAAAAUUACGGAGCUGAUUGUGACAAUUUAAUGGUAUAUAUACUUUUAGUAUUAAAUAGAAUUUGUCAUACACGAAAAGAAUUACGUGUUAUCAUAAUAUCGACAUAAAUUGAAUAUUGAAAAGAUCUUUACAAAUAAAAUAAUUUAUAUUUUAAACACGAAAUUCGAAAACAAUGAGUUGAAUAGUUUUCGCACAAUAUAAGUCGUACAUAUGUGUUGUAUAUAUACAUAUAAUUAUCGAAGCCGGAUGAAGGUAGGGCGGGUACUAUAUAGAGGUCAUUUUUAAAUAGCAAAAAGUAGACUGUAAUCGUUAUGACGCGAGGAUUUGCCGUAGUCAUACCGCUGUGUUGAAGAAUAAUCUUUUGCUAUUGGUAUCGGUAUGAGUUGUUUAAGCCUAAGUCACUUUAGCAUUGAAUAUUUUUAAAAAAGAAUACUAUGCUAAAUAUCAGUGUUAUCACGUGCAUUUUAUAUUAGAUAAUAUAAGUAUUACAACUCAGCAGAAUUUUAUCAAGAGACACGGUAGUGUUUCGCGUCAAGUAUACGGGAAGCGAGACCGCAGCGUGACUCUUUUACGCGACGCGACGAGUUGCGGGUUUGGACACUUCCGCUCCAGAUAUACUGGCGGAACAAGUAACAAUCGGAGCCUACGAAAAUCGGAGCGACACUCGACAGUCGUGCGAUCGUCGUGCUGACGUAAAUAACGCAAGAGUGACGCGCGAGAGACAGCAACGUGGUGGUACGCAUGGCGCAGCCGGCGAACGACGAUCCUUGGUCGUCUUCGGUAACGGUACUGUCGAGAUUCGGUGUUGAAGUUCAAGGGACGUUCGACUACGAAAAGUUUCGGGCGCUUUGUGCUCAGCUGUUCGACGCGGACGAGGUCGAGCAACACGAGUGGAGGGCACGAGAGGUCUUCGAGCUGUUCGACGCAGAUGCGGACGGCGCAUUGAACGACCAGGAAUUGCACAGAUGUUGUAAUUGGAUACAUGCGACUAUAAAUCCCGUCAACGUUUUGAUAGUCGUCGAUGUACAAAACGAUUUCAUCGAUGGCACGUUGGCACUUAGAAAAUGCGGCUAUGGGCAGGAGGGGUUGGAAGUGUUGAAACCGAUUAAUCGACUUCUGAAGGAUGGUCGCUGGGAUAAAGUGAUAUAUUCGCAAGAUUGGCAUCCCGAGAACCACAUCAGCUUCUUUGACAAUUUGGCGAUGCGCGAAUUUCAUCCGGAAUCUAAGAUCACGAAGGAAAUAGCGAAGCCCUUCGACACCGUCGUUUUCUUGCAACCUCAUUUAACGCAAAUACUUUGGCCCAGGCAUUGCGUUAUGAACACCUGGGGCGCUGAAUUGCAUAAAGAUCUACUGAUAUUGCCUUCUUCCGAACGGAUAUAUAAAGGUCAGCACCCAGAGAAGGAGACAUAUUCAGCGUUCGAAAAAGAUACAGAUGGUUCCUCGGAGCUGAAUAAAAUUUUGUCGGCCGCUGGUGCCACACACUUGUACGUAUGCGGUAUCGCCUAUGACGUAUGUGUGAAGCAAACCUGUUUAGAUGGCUUGUGGUAUGGUUAUCGGUUAGCCGUGAUUGACGAUUGCUGUCGCGGUGUGAAACCCGAUGAUAUAACGGCUACAAAAAAAUUAAUUACCGAAAAUGGCGGCUUAGUGACGUGCUCCGACCAUGUUCUGUCCUUAGUGAACGAAGGCAAGCAUAGUCUGGUGAUGGCACAUCACGCCGCAAAGAUAAUUAUGUCCUAAUACCUAAGACACGUAGGCACAAAUUUCUUGAAAAAUAUUUACAAUAUUGAUAAUUUGUCGAUUUUAAAGAUUAGACUUAAAAUAGAGAAAAGGAUGAGAGAGAGAGAUAAAAGGAAUAGAGAAAUUAUUUUGUUGUUAUUAGCAGUCAUUGCAACGACUGAUAACAAAAAUAAAAAAGUAAAAGUUUACAAAAUAAUGUAUCUAUUUUUUUUACUUCUAAUCUUUUCCUGUUCUAUUUUAAGUCUAAUCUUUAGAUUCGACCAAGACUCGAAAUUAGACAAUAUUUUUUAAGAAAAUUAAAAUAUUUCAAUAGAAAUAAAAAUGAAUAGAAACUAAUUCGACAACCAUAGAGUUAUAAUUACAAAGCGUAAAACGAGUUCAUCUUCAUUCUCAUGAUUUAGUAUAGCACUGUGUUGAAAUGGAAAUAGAUAUAGAUAGAAAUGAAUGAGUGGAAAUAUAUGUAGACUGAGAAGUAAAACUUUAGUAAUUUUCAAUACAUCAAGGUUACAUAUCACAUUAACAGCUCGUGACAAAAAAUAUUUAUAAGUGAUAUAAUUUAUAAUUAACUGUCAAUUUGUUUAAAUUUAUGUAAAAUUGCUACAAACAUUAUCUGCACACAGUUAGUACCAAGAACAAUCUAAGAAUAUACCGCAUUUCUGAUUAAAAAUGUGAUUGUAUACUAUUUUGAUAUUAAAAAAUGAUUGUACUAUUUUAAUAUAAAACUUUUAUAAUAUAAAUUACUAAAGAUA